Messenger RNA from Polistes dominula (European paper wasp), 672 nucleotides. RefSeq names its product Succinate dehydrogenase assembly factor 3 (gene Sdhaf3). Gene Ontology annotation, cellular component: mitochondrion; mitochondrial intermembrane space. NCBI's taxonomy places the organism in Eukaryota, Metazoa, Arthropoda, Insecta, Hymenoptera, Vespidae. The record is from RefSeq and is a predicted model, not a curated record. Gene Ontology annotation, biological process: succinate metabolic process; mitochondrial respiratory chain complex II assembly.
UGUAAUGCAUAGUAAUGUGAAAUAAAAAUAUAGUUUAAUUUAUUAUAAUUUAAAUUUCGCGCCACUGAGUGCCACAUUUAUAAUGCACUGUGUCCACUUGUAUUCCAUUUAUAUUAUAAUAUAUUGUUAUUUUUAAAGACAAUAAUUCAAUUAAUUUAAACUUAAGAAAGUAAACACAUAGUCUUGGAAACAUUUAUACUAAAUAAUUGUUUAUUUUUAAAAUCAAUUAUGAAAACUCUUACACAUGUGCAACGUGUACGAAUGUUAUACAAAAUGAUUUUGAGGUUACAUCGUGGUUUACCUGUUGAAAUGCAAUCUCUUGGAAAUGAUUAUGUUCAUGAUGAAUUUAGAAGACAUAAAACGUGCAAUCCUACUGAAUCACAUAUUUUUUUAAAUGAAUGGACGGAUUAUGCAUUGUCAUUAGCUAAACAACUUGGAUUGCGUGGACCAAAGACAUCACAACCACUAGGAAAAAGUUUAACAGAAGGAGAUUUGGAUAAAUUAAAGGAUGAACAAUUACAUCAAUUAUAUGAAUUAAUGGUAGCAGCAACAGGAAAAUCAGAAAAUAAAUCAGAUAAAUCAUAAAUUCAAUAUUUAUGAACGUAAAGUAAAGAAUAGAAAGAUACUAAUCUCUAGUACUUAUUUCAAAUAAGAUGUACAAAUGUUAUAUUA